AUGCAGGAUUUUUCUUCUACGGAGUCGUUUAGCCCCAGCUUCAGUUUCUACGUCUCCGGUGACGGUGACAUCGUCGAAGCCGCCGUUAGAGUUGUCCGUGAGUCCCAGAGUUAUUAUUCCGUUAAAGUUGACGGCGACUACGACACGGAAUUCGAGUUCGAAACAUCACCGUUACGCGAAGAGAGCUUCUUCCAUUUCCCGACGACGACGACUACUUUAAAGCGCUCAUCCGACGACGAUGACGUGGCAUCCGAUCACGUCACCUCGAAGAAUAUUUUCGAUGGCGGAUGGAAUAUUGAUCAGUCUCUGUCUUCCCCGUCGCAAUCGCAUUCAUCGUCGUCGGAGUCUGACGAUUUUGAUAACCUCUCCCCCAGCAGAUUCUACUGUUUCUGGAGCCCGAUCAGAUCUCCGGCGAGAGACGAUAAGUCGAAGACGAGUAAAUCUUCGAGUACACCGACACGGUCCCGUUUUAAGGAUCUAUUGAGGAGAUGCCACAGCGACGGAGCCGUUUCGACCAACAACGCACCCAAACGAUGCCGUUUCAGGGAUCUUCUGAGAAGAAGCCACAGUGACGGCGGCGGCGUGUCCUCGAUCUCGCCGAGCGGAAAUGGAUCACCGGUAGUGGAUGGGAAGAAGAAAACGGCGUUGUAUAAGCCUGAAGUGGAUAAGAGAAGAAAGUCUUACUUACCUUACAGGCAAGACUUGAUCGGCGUUUUCGCCGGAAUGAGCAGAUUCCGUUACUAA
Microthlaspi erraticum is the source of this 744-nucleotide messenger RNA. NCBI's taxonomy places the organism in Eukaryota, Viridiplantae, Streptophyta, Magnoliopsida, Brassicales, Brassicaceae. The record is from the annotation of a GenBank genome assembly.